This is a messenger RNA of Phycomyces blakesleeanus NRRL 1555(-), 507 nucleotides long. RefSeq lists its product as hypothetical. NCBI's taxonomy places the organism in Eukaryota, Fungi, Mucoromycota, Mucoromycetes, Mucorales, Phycomycetaceae. Bases 1 to 507 code for a protein of 168 amino acids. The record is from RefSeq and is a predicted model, not a curated record. The transcript is spliced from 4 exons.
AUGCAUUUACAUCUUUAUCUGGGUGAGUGUAUUAACAAUUUCGGCCCAAUUUAUGCUUUUGGGUUGUUCAGCUUUGAAAUAUAUAAUACAUUGUUUAAGAAUCUUGACAUAAAUCAAAAGCGUGGAUUCGAAAUAACUAUGAUGAAACGAUUCUUGAAAAAGAUAUACGCUGGCAACUACAUUCAAUCUUUUGAAGAGAAAUUUUCUGCAAGCACAGUUAAUUUUCUAUAUAGUAUCACUCGCAGUCAAUUAUGGGAUGUAAACCUUUGCCAUCAGAUAUGCUGUCAUUCAAGGUUAAGCUGCAAAUUGUCAUCUGCAAAUAGCAUUACAAGUGUUUAUAUCAAUAUUGUAAGGACAUGUACAACAGUCACAAUAUUUUUUGUCAUUACACAGAUUGCUGUGCUGUCAAGCAGAUAUCCCUUGUUAAUCAACAGUAUUUUUCUGGUUCUCACUUUCAAGUCCUUUUUGAUGAAAAGAAAAACUUAUCAGAAAACAUUCAAUCACUGA